AUCGUUCAGCAGUAUGAAUAGGACCAUCGUACUCCUGAUCUCAGUGGUGGAGAACCAGACUGGAAAAUAUACACGUUAUGCUGAAUAGGUAUGUCCAGUGUAAUGGCGGGAUCGCGCUGAAAAUUUCAGCGCACGUCCGGCGUAACAUCACAUGUGCCAAAUUCAGUGCAUGGUGGCAGCUUACUUUUUUGGCGCAGGGCGGCAAUAGAAUUUAUAGGCGGCUGGUGCCUGGUGGUCACCAAAUUUUUCGGCACGCUAGCCAAUCUAGCAGCAGAUUCGCCCUGCGAACGGCUCUGAAAAGAGUUCAGGACAAGACGUCCCUCACCCCGACCGUCGAGUGCUCCGAAUCGCGAGCCGCCCCGAGUCUUCUCAGUGAAGGAGCGGCUGUCCAGGUGCCAAUAUGAUUAGCAAGAAAGACUUGGCAAAACUAAUUGAAGAUUUGAAGAAGGACAAGGUUCUUCGAACACAGACGUUUCUGACGACCAACAAGCUGUCGGCGGACUCUGUGGUGGAAAAAGACGGCGGGACGCUCCUGCAUCUGGUGUGCAAGAUGGCGGCCGAGAAUGUGUUCUGGGCCGUUCGGAGGGGCGCCCGACCCAGCUGUUACCUUGCCAAAGACAAGCACGGCAGAACACCCUGCCACUACGCUGCCAUCAACCUGAUCAAAACUUCAAAAAUGUCUGUGUUUCAGAACAUCAUCCAGCCGAUGAUCGAGGACUGUGUCGACUGUCUGCACGCGCCCGACAAGGACGGUCGUACGCCGCUGCACGUUCUCUCCGCUCACAGCGUGUGUGCCGACAUGGUGCGCGCCCAGCUGGGCACGGUGCCACCCACCGGCCGGCCGCCGCCCGACGCCUGGCACGAGAAAAUCUGGGAAGAAAUGCAAUACGAAAACAGCAGAUUUGAUAAAUAUGACAAAGAUUUCUCCGAGUACCUGUCUGAUGACGCCGAGGACAUUGACUCGUGGUCGGAGCGGAUCCGCGGCGAGCACGGCGCGCGCGGCCGCUCCAGUCCAGCGCCGCCGUCACCGGCCGAGAAGCGCCGCCAGCGCCGCGAGCGCGAGGAGCAGGCGCGUGAGCGGCGCCGCGCCGAGGAGGCCGAGCGGCGCCGGCAGCACGAGCAGGAGCAGGAGCGCGCGCGACGCUUCCGUGAGGCCGAGGAGCAGCGCCAGAAAGACGAGGAGGCGCGCCGCCGGGCGCGGGACGAGGCUCGCCAGCGGCUCGGCCAGACGCCCAAGGGCGCCUCCGCCAAGCUGUCCAAGGUGGUGCGCCGCUACCGGUCGCUGCACCACCUGGUGCACUCGGAGGACGGCCCGCUGGUGACGGCCGACUUCCGCGUGCUCGGCAACAUCACCCUGCAGGAGACGCGCCGGCUGGUGGAGGCCGGCGCCGAGAACGGCACCGAACGGCGUCGGGCCGUGCGAGACAUGCUGCGGCUCUGGCACCCGGACAAAUGUAUGGCCAAAAUCGUGCGCCGCAUGACGGGAGAUCCGGAGCAGGUGAAGUCGCUCGUGGUGUCCUUUGUCCAACUGUUGAACCAGCUGCUAUGAGCGCGCCCUAGGACAAUGGUGGGGGCUUCCCGCGACAGGCUGUGUAAGGCACACGGUGCUACAGGGCGGUCGGCCGGCGUGGUACACCGUUCGCAGGGCCGGGGGCCGGUGUGUGGGCGUGUGUGCUGGGUGGGCGCGGCGCCGAGUAUACUGUGUCAGUGCGGCAAUACGUUUAGGGACCUGAUGAAAUGCGACGAGUGACGCGCCAACGCUACAGCUAUCGUGAUGGUUGCUGAGCAGACUACUUUUUGUGAGACAUUAUAGUGUGUAUUGUCUGCCGAAUUGCGUGUAAUUACGCUAGAAGUCUCAGCGUUUUAAUGACAGAAUAUAGCCCAGUUAUGUAUGUGCAUUUUGUGACUUUUGUGUGCAUUUGUAUCACUGUUCCAUCUUCGCUAAUAUUAAAUAUAAUAUUUAGGUGUCUAAA
Molecule: messenger RNA, 1973 nt
Organism: Amphibalanus amphitrite
Lineage: Eukaryota; Metazoa; Arthropoda; Thecostraca; Balanomorpha; Balanidae
Product: NF-kappa-B inhibitor-like protein 1
Exons: 4
Coding region: 401-1549 (382 amino acids)
Biological process (GO): canonical NF-kappaB signal transduction
Source: RefSeq, a predicted model, not a curated record